CACAGGCGCCUCUCUGAAAGUUUGACAGACAAAUAUGGGCUUAAUUAACACAUUUAUAAUAACAAGGUUCACCCGAGGACAAAGAGGAGGAGGAGACUGACACGAGAGAAGACUUGAGUCAGUUUUACUGUAGUGCAAUUAGUGUACUUAAUCAUCACUAGUCCAUCGCUAAUGGCUGCACAGCUGCAGGGGCUUAUGUAAAAGGCUUAGACCUCCUAAGACAAUAAUGGUCACCUGGAGAACAAAUGAGGUGGCACUAAUACUCCGGAUGUGUCCGAUAAUGCGUCAGGGAGACGGGCCAGUGAGAGGAGCUCGUCCGGCACAUCAUGGACUCGGGCAGAUAUCCAUUUAAUUAAACAUGACCCGAGGGGAAUCACCAUGCACUGCUGACUUCUCUGCAGACAGGCCGGCAGCGUCUCAGCUUAAGCAGGGGGAAACAGGCACCGUGGGCUCUAUGGAGAUGGAUUCAGGGACUGCAAACGAAACGAGUGGAUUAUACCAACUUCUUUAAUCUACAAAGAAAAGCUUUAUUUAUGGCCUGAAACUGGUCUCAGUGAAGAUCGGGGAUUUUACCGACAGCUUUGCUGCACCUCUUCCAUCCUGACAGCAGACCCCAGAUAUCCUCCUGUCUGGAUGACUAAGGGAAGAGUAGCCAGAGACAUAGCAUGGCUCACUCCACUCUCCCCUCUGGCUGGAGGGAGAUGACAAAUGGAGGGGGGCACCCCCACUUCAACAAUGGAGGCCAGACUGGGGGUUCCCACAGCACCACGCGCUACAUGCUGAAGAAACAGCACCGCCACAGACGCAGGUCCUCCUCACCAAUGGGCAGGGUCAUUCUCAUCAACACACCUUUUGAUGGAGGGGAUGAGAGUGAAGACAUUCACACACUGACAGUAGAUAAGAGUCCAGAUGGGCGUCUGGGUUUCAGUGUCCGUGGGGGCUCUGAACAUGGACUCGGUGUAUUUGUCAGCAAGGUGGAGGACGACAGCUCUGCAGAGCAGGCUGGGCUGACUGUGGGCGAUAAGCUGAUGGAGGUGAAUGGGGUCAGCAUGGAGAGCAUCACCAUGAGCAGCGCUGUGAAGGUCCUGACGGGCAACAACAGGCUGAGGAUGGUGGUGAGACGAGUGGGCAAGAUCCCCGGCAUCCGCUACUCAAAGGAGAAGACCACAUGGGUGGAUCUGAUUCACAGGCGGAUGGUGGUGGAGGAGAGCGGCCGCACACCGUCAGAGUCCAGUUCAGACAGCGCUCUCCGCAGGAUCGUACAUCUCUUCACCACCUCAGAUGACUACUGUCUGGGCUUCAACAUCAGAGGAGGCAAAGAGUUCGGACUGGGAAUUUAUGUUUCUAAGUUGGACCCUGGUGGGCUUGCAGAACAGCAUGGCAUCAAAAUGGGCGAUCAGAUCCUUGCAGCCAACGGGGUCAGCUUUGAUGACAUCACACAUAGCAAUGCAGUCGAGGUCCUGAAGAGCCACACCCAUGUCAUGUUGACCAUCAGGGAAGCUGGGAGAUAUCCUGCAUACAAGGAGAUGGUAGCAGAAUAUGGAUGGCUCGACAAACUGGCUAAUGGGGCCCCCGCACCAUCCUCCCAGUGUUCAGACUCAAACUCCUCUGCCUCCUCGUUGUCCUCAAGCACCCCCCUCAGCUCCCUCAGUGGUCUCUCCCAGGUUCUUUUCCCUCCUGUCUUUGGCUCGGAGAUGGUAGACGUCGCCAUCUCCACCGAGGACCGCUCCCGGCGUCCAAGCAGCGCUGAGCGAACUGCUGACACCGCCAUGCAGACUGACCCCCACCCACCAAACUACCUGGACCACCCCUCACCUAAUGGGUCGUACCCCGACAGGCUGGUUGCCACAGAAACCAGACGGACUGUAGGUACCACAGUUCUGCUGAAGGACACAGUCAUACGGGGGAAAGGUGAAGGACCGAGGGAGAUGGGAGGAGCUGCAGAAAGAGGGCACGGACGGACGAGGACGCUGUCAUCUGGGGACCAGGAAGUAGCGAAACACUCACCUAAAACGGAAGCACUGAUGGCCCUGAGCAGACCAAGGAAGCCAAUCAGACGUUCCCAGAGCCACAUCACUGUGUCAGAGGACAGACAGAAGAAGAAGAGGCAACAGAAGGAGAAGCGCUCUACAGAUGGUAAAACCAGCCUGCAGCGAUCUAAAACUUUUGUCAACCUGUUAUUUAAGAAAGACCGUAAAGAGAAGAGUCGCUCCAAGUCACCAUCUCACCAUGCUGACAAAGAUAAGGAGCAGGGUCGUCCCUUCCAGCUCUUGACCUCCCCGAGGGAAUCUCGUGCUGGGGUUAAAGACAGCAGCCCACUCCACCGACUAGAGACCCUGCAGCACGUGGAGGACAUGGCAAAGAAACUGCUCAUCCAGGAUGAGGUGGCUGCUGUGAUGAGACACUGUCGGCGGUUUUUGUCCGACAAUGUGAUUGAGGACCUAGUACGCCCCCUUUUAGCAAUCUUGGACAGGCCAGAAAAGCUGCUUCUUCUCAGAGAAAUAAGAAUGCUGGUGCCUACUACUGAGUUGGGUCGGUUUGACAGCAUGGUCAUGCCCUUUGAGCUGGAGGCGUACGAUAUUCUCAAGAGUCGCUCUGUGCGUUCUCCAGCUCUGCGAUCCCCUCGCAGUGGAACCCCUCGACGUCACCUCAUCACCCCAGUCCCAGACUACAAGGGUGGGUUCCACCUCCAGCCGGUCCAGGACACACUGCGGGACCGUCAGUUGAUUGAGGAGUUGGAGAGAUUACGUUUGUCCAGCCAACAGUCAGGUCAUGUACCUCCGUCACGUGCCUUCACCCCUCUGCUGGAUGUACCUAUAGACAACUACAUCUCCUCUACUGUGCGCUCCCGCUCCCUGAGCCCUUUACCCACCCACAGCUCCUUCCUCAUAGAAUCCCCACACAGCACCCAACGUGGGCGCCAACCCCAUCGCUCCCCAAACAGAAGAGAUAAUGGGGGGUUGCAGCAUGAUCAAUUCUCCUUGUUGUCAGUGUCUGACCGAGGAGAUGGGGCUCCUGAACGAGGGAGGUCGCCUGUGAGGAACGGCCGUGGGAGAGCAAGGAGGGAGACGAGUCCUGACAGCAUAGAUGGCAGACUGAGCAGGCAGGAGGGCUACACAGAGGUCAGCGUACGUGUUCCUUCGCAGCGGCGAGGGAGAACCCCUUUGGCUGAUGUAUUUGAGCCCAUGAGAGAGAAGAGUCCAUCCACAGGCAGAGGGAGCAGUCAGCAGGUAAACGGACAUUCACAAAAUGGUCAUGGUGUGAAAAGAAGAGCAAUUCUGCCACCUGAGCAGUAUGAAAUCCACACUGUCACCAUCUCCAAGGCCAAGCAGUCGCUGGGUAUUAGUAUCUCUGGAGGUAUGGAGUCUAGAGUCCAGCCCAUGAUAAAGAUUGAGAAAAUCUUCCCAGGAGGAGCUGCAUCUACAAAUGAGGCUCUGAAGGCAGGGUAUGAGCUGUUGUCCGUGGAUGGCGAGAGUCUGCAAGGUGUGACUCAUCAGCACGCGGUAGACGUAAUUCGCCGUGCGUUCAGCAACAAGGCCAAAGACCCGAUGGUUUUUGUGGUCAAGGUCCCCAAAGUUCAUACCAACCCCACCAGCCCCAGGAGGACUGCUGACUAACCUCACAGUGUGGCUCACAGCCAGACUGCAGCUCGGGCAUAACGGACACAAAGGCCUGAAACUCCUGUGGGAGUGAAUGAACAACAGGAUUCACUCCACGAGAGGAAAUAUGGGAGAGAUAGAUCUCCAGUCAUGGUGGAGAGGAUUGGAUGCACAGAUUUUUCCUAUGAAAGACAUGGGAGUAGUGGGAGAAAGAGAAAGGUGAACAUGUUGAAACAGGUUUUUAAGACAGACACAGCCGCUUGUUUAUCAGGAUAAAGAUUGUAAUAAAUCACUUUUGCUACGAUUAAAUGUAAGAUACUAAAUGUUGCAACUGUACAACUUUUAUAACAUUCUUAGUGUUUUUAGCAGACAUUUUACUAAACGCAUACAUUGCACAUUAACUGGAGAAGAAGUAAGUAAUAAUGUAAUUUAUAAUAUGUGUUUUAUGAUAAGAUUAUGUGGUCCAUGAACUCCUCCUUGGUUGAAAUUGUGCCACUGUUCGACACAUGGCAACCUUUCCGUGACCUCUAAGCACUGUCUAAUUGUGGAGCCAGUGGUCUGCACUUUUCAGUUGGAACAUCUCAGUCCAGCAGCUCUGCAGACCUGCCAGAGGGAGAUUACUCCAGACUGUGUUAUGAGAUUUAUAGAUUUAUACCCAGAUUAAACCCCUGUAUUAUGUCAAAACUGAUAGUUUGGGUUUAGUGGUUGUCUGGGGGGAUUAUUACAAAUUGCUGCUCAGUAUUUUUGUGCUGUAUUUUUCUGGCAGAAGUGCUUGUGCUCUGGACCAAUCCGCCACUUUAGAGGCUUAAUUACACCACGCUGUGGACUGAGCUUAUGCAGACAUGUGGAGGAGUUGGAAAAACAUGUCAAUGAGAAAUGCAGGACAUGAAGGCCAGUGGCACAGUUUAAAUCAAAGUAGGGUGGAGGAGAUAUGGCAGCAAGGUAACUGGAAUAUAGUGUGCAUAGUGCCUUACUUUUGCAGUGGGGAAAACACUGAUAAAUGUUACCCAAACAUUGGUUUUAAUGUGCUAGAAAAGCUCAAGGUGAAAUGUUUCAAUUCAGACAUGUAAUUAAAUUUAUAGAUGAAACUGAUAUGCCUUUGAGUUAUUUC
Messenger RNA from Dicentrarchus labrax (European seabass), 4710 nucleotides. It is a transcript of the gene pdzd7a, whose product is annotated as PDZ domain containing 7a. The record is from RefSeq and is a predicted model, not a curated record. Gene Ontology annotation, cellular component: stereocilia ankle link complex; cilium; plasma membrane. The transcript has 18 exons. Bases 666 to 3617 code for a protein of 983 amino acids. Lineage: Eukaryota; Metazoa; Chordata; Actinopteri; Moronidae. Gene Ontology annotation, molecular function: protein binding. Gene Ontology annotation, biological process: sensory perception of sound; auditory receptor cell stereocilium organization.